AUGGAGGAACGGUCUUGUAAGCUUCAAUUCGAAGCGAGGGAACUUGAAUUGAUUGACAAGAGGGUCAGUGAACGCCUCAAUGAAGUUAAGUUGAAGGAAAAGAAUUUGGAUCAACUCCAAAAAUCGAUACAAGAUGGCGAGAAGCACUUGGAUAAAAUGUCUAAGGGACUUCAAAAGAAAGAGUGUAAACUUCAAGACCAGGCCAAAGAGCUUGCAUUGAAGCAGAAAGAAGUUCAUUCGAUCAAAAAAUCCACUGAAGAGCACACCCCAAAACCUGAUAUUGAAAGAGAGUUGAAGAGAAUUGCUUUAGUGGGUAGUGAAAUCUCAGCUGUUCUUGAGGCCUCAUUGGACCAAGCAAAAUUGGUUUUGGAUGCAAUGCAAGGGUUUUACCCCUCAAAUUCGACUCUAGGCAACAGGGAAUGUGAUUUAGAUUUAGGAGUUAUUAGAAGGAGUUGUAUUCUUUUGUUAGAGGCUUUAAAGAAAGUCUCACCGCAAAUUAAUCCUCAUGUGAGAGAAGAAGCAAUUAAGUUGGCAGAUGUCUGGAAGGCUAAAAUGACGAUGGCAACAGAGAAUUGGUUGGAGAUUUUGGGUUUUUUGAGGCUUGUUACUACGUAUGAAAUCACGUCUUCUUAUGAUGAGAAUGAGCUUCAAAGUCUUAUUGCUAUAGUUGUUGAGAAUGAACAGGCAACUGAAUUACCCCAGGCUCUUGGUAGCACAAAAAAUGCAUCUGCCAUCAUCAUUUGUUCCCCUGAGAAACCAGAAUCUUCACUGGCCAAAAAUGCAGCAGCUGUUUCUUUUCCGAAUCUUCAACUAAUUGCUACUACAGAUGCAAGGACUUUGCAGGGAUUUCUGCAUGAGCUUGCGAGAGGGAAUCAUUUAAUACAUAAUGAAACUUUGGCUGCUCUUCAGACGUCAUUGGACCCAGCAAACUUUGUGUUGGAUGUGAUGCAGAAUUCUUUUGCUCAAUACUGGGGAGACGGAGAUGUUCCUUCUAAAGAAACUGUCAUGUUGAGUUACAUUAACCUGUUGGAGCAGCUAAUGGGUGUCUCACUGCAUGUUGGUCGUCAUGUGAAGGACGAUGCGGAAAAGCUAGCAAUCCAGUGGAAAGCAAAAAUGGGAGCUGAUACUCAAAAUUCAUUGGAACGUUUGGGUUUUUUGCAGUUUAUUGCUACAUAUGGGUUGUUUUCUACCUUUAGUAGAGAUGAUAUUGCACCGCUUCUUGGGAGAAUUUCUCAGGAUAAACAGGCUCGAGAAUUAUGUCAGAAACUCAGGUUUGCAAAUAAGAUCCCAGCACAUUUUAUUAUGAAACUUAUUGAAAGGAGGAAACUGCUUGAGGCUGGAAGGUUGAUUUGCACCUUCAAGUUCAUUGACAUUUUCCCCCCAGUACCACUCUUAGAGAAGUAUGUGGAGAACAGAAAGAACUGGAGGUGUAGAAUUUGCAAGAGAAAGAACUCACUAGAUAAAAAGGAUAAGGUUUUAGAUAAUGAUAUUGCUGAUUUAAGAGCUGUGAUUCAGUGCAUCAAAGAUUGCAAGCUCGAGUCUGAAUACCCAUCCGGGAACAUUGAAAUACAAAUAGAAGUGCUUGAGAAAAUAAAGGAGGAUCGAAGAAGACAUUCAGCAACUUCUCUUGCUUGCAAACAUGAGAAUUAUAGACACCCUGGGCAGUUUGGUAUGGCUGCGGCCAACCAAUAUGGAAUUGGUGCUAAUUGGGGACGUUCUGGGCAGUUUGAGAUAUGUGUUGGGUACAUGGGAUUGUUGGAAAGAGGUUGUGGAAUGGGAUUUGGGUUGUGGUUUAUGUUAGUUUGGAGUACUUUUAGCACUACCCUAUGUACCUCACCGGCACUUGAAUACUUGGAAACAUUGGAUACUUGGAUAUUUUAG
This is a messenger RNA of Prunus persica (peach), 1881 nucleotides long. Its product is annotated as FRIGIDA-like protein 5. The transcript is spliced from 4 exons. Lineage: Eukaryota; Viridiplantae; Streptophyta; Magnoliopsida; Rosales; Rosaceae. The record is from RefSeq and is a predicted model, not a curated record. Bases 1 to 1881 code for a protein of 626 amino acids.